Molecule: messenger RNA, 3707 nt
Organism: Darwinula stevensoni
Lineage: Eukaryota; Metazoa; Arthropoda; Ostracoda; Podocopida; Darwinulidae
Source: the annotation of a GenBank genome assembly
AUGGCAAAUGGAGGUGAGAAAGUGAUAGAAGAGGUGGAGGACCUGUACGUGGACUUGAAUGGGACAAUAAGUGCUGAUCAACUGGAAAAAGCAGGACCUAUCCAAGUGGUAGGAGCAGAAACUAAAUCCCCCAUUAUUCAAAUUGGAAAUAACUUCUUCCAGGGGAAGUAUAAGGAAUCCCUUGGUACUCAUGUGUUCUUUGAAGAGACUCAACCUCCUCCUUCAACUGAUCCUUUGAAGCCAAUCUGCACUGAGUUCUUCCUGCUGGUGAUCCCUUUCCUUCUCAUCAUCACCACAGAAGUAAACAACUUGCGACAAUGGCUCUCCUUUCUUUUUGCUGCUGCUAUAUUUGAUCUAUUGUACAAUACCAAGCCAAAAAAGACUCUCAGUGAGGAAUUUCAGGAAUUCCUGAAGCACCCUGCCCCUCAGGGUUCAUUGACCUGGGUGACGAACUUGAGAGUUGUGACAAACUUGACAACAUGCAUUUGCAUACUAGCAGUGGAUUUCCAAAUCUUUCCUCGACGCCUGGCCAAGACAGAAGAGACAGGCUUCAGCCUCAUGGAUGUUGGGACUGGAGUCUUUGUCCUGGCAAAUGCUAUUGUGUCCCCCUCUGUCUCAUUCUCUGCUUCAUCACCUAGUUCCUCUUCCAACAAGUACCGAAUAUGGAAGGUAAUGAAAAGCUCUGCUAUCCUAUUGGCCUUGGGCUUUGUGAGAUUUCUGACAACAGAAGCCAUUGACUAUCAGAAACAUGUUACAGAAUAUGGUGUCCACUGGAAUUUCUUCUUCACCCUUGCAGCUGUGAAGAGGGGUAGGGCAGCUGGGGGAGGAGUCCUCAAACCCCACCCAAGUGAUAUUGGGGGAGAAAAAUCAUACCUCCAAGGGGGUACCAAGCUUCAUCCCAGGAUGAUAUCAGAGGUUGUGAUGAUACUGAUGGGGAGAGAGCAUGGGCUGAGUGUGGGCCUCAUGGUGCUUCUCCUCUAUGAGGCAUCACUGCAACUAUUUGGACUCCAGCAGUGGAUUUUGGGAUCCAGCCACAGACAAGGAAUCAUAAGUGCCAAUCGAGAAGGUCUUGCUUCUCUCUGUGGAUACCUGGGUCUGGCUCUCCUGGGUACCCGAAUUGGAGCAUGGGCCUUUCAGUAUAGAAAAGACCGGCUGGAAGAGUUGCUGUCUCUUAUGAAGCUCUCACUUGUGACAGUGAGCUUGGGCUUCCUUCUUUUCUUCUUGCACACCACAGAGAUCUCCAUUGUUUCAAGAAGACUUGCCAACCUCUCCUAUUGUCUCUGGAUUGUGGUAUUCUACACAUCUUACUUGUGUCUGCUUUGGAGUGUCGACAUACUUCUGGCCUUCUGUGAUCUUCUUCAUGGGAAAGGAGGAGGAAGGGGUGGGAGGAGACACAUGCCCUGGUUGAUAGAGGCCAUGAAUGGAAAUGCCCUGCUCAUGUUCCUCUGGGGAAAUCUCCUCACUGGUCUGGUGAACUUAACCAUGAACACAAUGGAAGUCCCACCUGGGUCGACCAGCAUCCAGGUGACGGUGAAGUCAGGGGGUUUAAAAAUGAUUCAGAUAGUGGACAAUGGACAUGGAAUUACUGUGGAAGACCUGGAGAUAGUUUGUCAUCGCUUCACUACCAGCAAGCUGAGGGAAUUCUCUGAUCUUAGCACAAUUUCAACCUAUGGGUUUCGUGGGGAAGCCCUGGCCAGCAUCUCCCAUGUUGCACAUCUCACUAUCACCACUCGCACUGCAAAGGAUCAAUGUGCUUUCAGGGCAGUCUAUGUAAAUGGAGAGCUACAGGGAGUGCCAAAAGUGUGUGCAGGAAAUGUGGGAACUCAGAUCCUGGUUGAGGAUCUGUUUUUCAACAUGAGUCAAAGAAAGAAUGUUUUGAAGAGUCCAACUGAGGAAUAUGCCCGCAUUGCAGAUGUGAUCACAAGAUAUGCCAUCCAUCAUGCUCGAGCUGGCUUCUCAUUGAAGAAACAUGGGGAAUCAUCGACAGACAUCCGCACUGCACCUGGCUCAACACCCCUCGACAACAUUCAGACCCUUUAUGGGAAAAGUGUGGCCAGGGACUUGUUGGCUCUCUCAUUUGUUAACAAAGAGCUGGACCUGAAGGCAACUGGAUAUGUGUCUAAGCCCAGCUUUUCCUCCAAGCGUUUUACCUUCCUCCUGUUCAUCAAUCAUCGUCUUGUUGACUGCUCAACCCUGAAAAAGGCAAUUGAGGGGAUAUAUUCUGGGUUCCUUGGCAAAGGGUCCUACCCAUGGGUCUACCUGAGCCUGGACCUAAAACCAGAGAACCUGGAUGUCAAUGUUCACCCAACCAAGAGUGAGGUCAUUUUCCUUCAUCAAGAGAAGAUUAUUCAACAAGUUGAACAGACCAUUGACACUCUCCUCAUGGGCUCUGGCUCCAGUCAGACAUAUUAUGCACAGACCCUCCUACCUAUCCCUGGAGAAGCCCUAAAAGGAGAUAUCAUGAAGGCAGGUUCCAGUGAAGAAGACAGUUUCAAAAAGCAGAAACCAAAUGCUCAUGAAUUGGUGCGCAUGGACAGUCGCUUGCAGAAGCUAGAUAAGUUCUUUGCUGAACCCUCCAACAAAACUGCAGAUACCAGCUCAAUAGCUGCAGAUGUAGCUCAGAUGAGUUCUCCAAAUUUGAGCCAAGCAGCUUCAUCAGUGACCACUGAGAAACGAGAGCAAAUGUCUCGUAAGACAGCUGGGGGAGGAUACAUAGGGAGAGACUUGCGGCUGGGAAGCAUUGCAUCCUUGCGGAGACAGGUGGAAGAGCGCUCUCAUGCUGGGAUACGAGCCAUGCUCCAUGAUCUCACAUUUGUUAGCUCCAUUGAUGAAUCUCUCACUCUCAUUCAACACUCCACCAAGCUGCUCAUUGCCAACACACGUAGGCUCAGUGAAGAGCUGUUCUACCAGAUCCUUCUCUAUGACUUUGCCAAUUUUGGUGCUAUGAAACUCUCAACCCCGGUGUCAUUGGAAGAUCUGGUGAGGCUGGGAUUGUAUGAAGAAACAGCAGUAGAAACAAAAGAAGGGGAAGAAGCAGAUGAUGAAGAAGGAACAGAAUCUCUGGUGACUCGAAUCACAGACAUUCUCACUUCAAGAGCAGCUAUGCUUGAUGAUUACUUUGCCUUAGAGGUGUCCCCAAACAAGGAACUUGUUUCCAUCCCUCUUCUCCUCGCUUCUAUCUUCCUAGAAAACUAUGUGCCCUGUUUGGAGGGCCUGCCCCGAUAUUUGGUGAGAUUGGCAACAGAAGUGGACUGGAGCGCUGAGAAGCCUUGCCUUCAGGGAAUCUGCCAUGAAACUGCCAGUUUCUAUGCCAAGAUGAAAAAAGAGAACUGGGAAUGGACGACGGAGCACGUAGUGUAUCCAGCCAUGCGCCAGAUGCUGUCUCCUCCCAAGAGCUUUGCUUCCGAUGCCACCUUCAUCCAAGUCGCUCAUCUUCCCGAUCUCUAUCGAGUCUUCGAACGAUGUUGAGUCUCAUCCAUAAUUUAUUAUCGUUCGUGUUUGUCAAAUGCAGGAUUCAAGUACAAACCGUUCAACAAUAUCACUUGGAAGAGCAGUGUUUUCUCUCGCGCUGGUUGCAUGAACAACGAAAACACGGACAAAACACGGGGGAAAAAUAAAACAAUGAAGUAUGCAAAAGAGAUUGCACAGACACGCACUCAGUCGUGGAAAUGCGCUCCAUUAAAGCCUCGGUUUGCAGGAGAAGUGGC